This is a messenger RNA of Anguilla rostrata (American eel), 3325 nucleotides long. RefSeq names its product terminal nucleotidyltransferase 2 (gene tent2). NCBI's taxonomy places the organism in Eukaryota, Metazoa, Chordata, Actinopteri, Anguilliformes, Anguillidae. Bases 220 to 1722 code for a protein of 500 amino acids. The record is from RefSeq and is a predicted model, not a curated record. The transcript has 15 exons. Gene Ontology annotation, molecular function: poly(A) RNA polymerase activity.
UGCAACCCGGAACAAGAAACUGAAACAGCACCAGGAAGCAACCAUUGGGAAUUUAUUGUUUGUCAGUUGACAAACAUGUAAGGCAAUAACAAAAUAUAAAAUUUCAUGAAAAAUAUGAUAUAACAUGAAUUUAUCCUUAAUUCAAAUGGUAGACUAUUAAUAUGCAUUCUCUGUCCUGAUUUAGGUACAAGAAUAAAUGUACGCCCUCACAGACAGAAGAUGUACCCCAACUCUUCAAUUCUGGGGCGUCCACCCUUCCCCCCUAGACGUGGCCAAGCUAACGGCUUCGUCGCCCAGCUCCCUUUCCCCGUUUUGUUUUCUCCACAUCAAGUCAUCGAAUCACAGUUCAACAUGAGGAAUACUAAUUUCGACGGCCUGCCGCUGAACAACGUCGCCCGUCUCCCGGCAAUAUCCCCUCUUGACUGGAAGCCAGGACUUCACUCCCCUCCACAUGUCCCCAGUGUUUCAGCGGUAACACUGGGCAGAAAGAGGAGGAGUGAUGAGCACAGCCCGUACGACUUGAAGAGGCAGCGCUUCAGCUCGCCAGGGCGCCACCUGGGCACGCCCGAGGCGGCGGCGGCGGCGGCGUCCCCCCUGGCAGCGCAGACGGCGAGGUCACGCCUGCGGGGCGAGGGCUGCAGCCCCGCCUCCUCGCCUCGCACUCCGAAACCUGCGGGCUGCGUGCCGCCACUCAACGGGCAACCCCAGCACAGUGCACCUGCUGCCCCGCUGCCUCCUGCCAAGGAUAAGCUCAGUCAGCAGAUCCUGGAGCUGUUUCAGGCCUGCCAGCAGCGGGGCGAUGACCUGCAGAAGAAGGAGGUGUGCAGGGCACAGCUCCAAAGGGAAAUCCAGCGCCUUUUCCCCAAUUCACGGGUGUACUUGGCAGGCUCCUCCCUGAAUGGCUUUGGGAGCCGGUGCAGUGAUGCAGACUUGUGCCUAGUCGUCCAAGACGGACCACUGAACCAGAGAACUGAUGCUGUGUAUAUUCUCAGUCUUGUACAGAAGCUGUUUUACAGGCUAUCUUACAUUGAGAGAUCUCAGCUAAUCCGUGCAAAAGUGCCGAUACUGAAAUUCAGGGAUAAAAUCAGUGGAGUGGAGUUUGACUUGAAUGUAAACAACAUUGUGGGAAUACGGAACACAUUCCUCCUCCGAAGCUAUGCAUACAUCGAAAGCAGAGUUCGACCCAUCAUCCUUGUGAUAAAGAAAUGGGCCAGUCACCAUGGGAUCAACGAUGCAAGCCGUGGAACCUUGAGCAGUUACUCAUUGGUGCUGAUGGUCUUGCACUACCUUCAGACCUUGCCUGAGCCUGUCAUUCCCUGUUUGCAAAAGGAAUAUCCUGAAUGCUUCAACCCCUCUAUGGAUAUCCAUCUUGUACCAGAAGGACCAAAAGAUAUUCCCUGCUUUACCUCCAGAAACCAGUCCACACUUGGAGAGUUGUUGCUUGGCUUCCUGAAGUACUAUGGCUCUGUUUUCAAUUGGGACAGAUCAGUGAUUUCAGUUCGAGAAGCUGAAGCUUUCCCCAAACCCAAUUGCAGGGAAUGGAGGGACAAGUUCAUUUGUGUUGAAGAGCCCUUUGACAGAACAAACACAGCGAGAGCAGUCCAUGAAAGGUUCAAGUUUGAUACCAUAAAGGAGGAAUUCAGAAAGUCUUGGCAAAUGCUUCAACUGAAGAAGGACUUGAACUUCAUCCUGCCAGUGAGGACAACCAUACAGAAGAGAUAAUGGUACCACAACCUCUGUGGGGUGUGGAAAGACCUGCCUGUGGUCUAGAAAGAGGUGCACCUAUCAGGAAUUUUGGGGGGCAUUAGAAUAUAGUUUUCCUCAUUUUGUGUCAAUGAAUUACAGUACUGUAGCAUUUGUGUGCUCAGUACAUGAAGGCCAUAUUUGGACAAAAAAAUAUUCAUAUUUAUUGCACUGUUCUUUCAGUUGAGCUUUCCUCCUUUCAAUUUACUAAUUAAUGUAAAUAUAAAAUAAUUUUGCUACUUCACCUCAGCUUGUACUUUUACACCUCUGUCUUGCCCUGAUCUUUGGAGAGCUGUAAGACUGUUUAAAGUAUGACCCUGAGGAUUUUUUAAAAGAUAUCUUUUUUUACUGUCUACUGUGUGGGAUUUCCGUGUUCACUUCAAUGAAAUGCUUGAACGCUCAUUAUGAGACCACACCUUUUCAUGCAAAAAAGAAAAAGGAAAAAAAAAAAAACUGAAAUUGUGUUGACUAGUUUGCAGAGGCAAUUCAGUGGCUCCCAUUUUUUGAUGGGCAUCUUUUAAUGAUAGUGGGAAAAUUAUGAAAUGAAAAAGUGUCCAUGUGUUGUACAAUAUUUGUGACAAAUUGUUCCUGAAUUACAAGUAGGCAGACAGACUUGAGUGCAGCAUUGAAUUUUGUAUUUUUUAUUUAUGCAAUGUUUUAGCCCCCUCAAGGAGGUGCAUUUUGACAUCUGGUAUCAAUAAGCAUUCACUGAAGGUGGUUUUGUUACUCCAUCUUAAGAGUGCUGUAUGUAACUCACUUCACUUCUUCAGUGGAGCCCUGUGGUGAUAGAGUUCCUCUGUCACCUAGUCACACAUGCUUUUCUUUUGUUUUGCAUCUAACAAUUUUCUUCGCUUCAGGUCUGUGCUACCCAUGUUGUAGGCUUCAAAGGCCCAAAUCUUAUUUUUUUCCCCCCCAAGUCCUUUGCAGUAGUUACCAAUGCAAAACCUAUUGCAUGUAAUUACACUUCUGGUUACUUGUGGCAAACCAGGGUUUGACCUUCAGUUUAAUGGGUCUACAUUUGUGGUUCAGAAUGCUGCAGUCAUAGUGUAUCUGGGCUGCUUGUGCUCCUUGUGUAUUUUUUUUAUUUUUAUGUCAAUAUGUGGUAUGCGGCAAUUUCUGUGUUUGUCUCUUUUUGUAUGUGUCUCCGAAACUUUGAAGUGUUACUUUAAGCAAUUAAACUUGUGCAAAAUAAGUGCCAUUUUUUUCUUUUCACCUGUAUUUGUUGACAUGUCAGUAGAAAUUGAAAUAAACAUCUUGUUAAGUUUCUGUUUUGAUUUAUAGGUACCUAGGUUUCGGUCUCCAUAUUUGGAAUAAUUACACACCAUAUUCAGAUUUUAGUAUAUUCUGAUACCUUUUACUAUUUAUAUUUGUGUGUUGGUGUCAAGAUUAGGCACUUAUUGUGUUAUCAAUAUUGUGUAAGAUCUACACUAUAAGGAACAGUUUGGAAUUUGUUUAAUGUGAGAUACCAAAGUUUAGUCAAUACAUUUUUUGGUGGUUAACUAUUCACACAUUGAUUAAUUUUAAGGCAGAACAUUUUCAACUUUUGUUUUGUGAUUUAUUUAAUAAAUAUUUUUGCAAUCUG